Molecule: messenger RNA, 1182 nt
Organism: Phytophthora sojae
Lineage: Eukaryota; Oomycota; Peronosporomycetes; Peronosporales; Peronosporaceae
Exons: 3
Coding region: 1-1182 (393 amino acids)
Source: RefSeq, a predicted model, not a curated record
AUGCUGCAGGAUCAACCAAAGGACAUAGACGACCAUCAGCGACGCAAAUAUCUACAAAAGCACCAGUAUAUGGGGCAAAGCGAGGGACUGCGCGAAGAACGCGAACUACCAGAUCGAAACACUUAUCAGGAGGGCGCCAGGCGACAGAGGGAUCAACAUGGUGGGCGUGAACCAAGACAGCAGGAGCUCGACCCAGGCGAAGUUCUAGCCGAAUCGUGCCUGCCAUACCGAUCGGAUGUCGGCGAGAAGCGCCGUCCGAGUCGCCAGCCUGAAGAGCGAGGGCAUCGACCGCGCCAGACUCAACUUGAUCAGCGCAAGCUGGUGAACCGUCACGGCCCACAGCAGCUGGUGACGAUCGAGGAGAGACAACGGGACCCGCCGUCUCACGAGCAACAGGGUGGACCACGCCUGCCUCCGUCGGACCACAGCGGGGGCCAAGAUCGCAACGGCCAGCAGAAUCAUCAAUUUAACGAGCAGCGGCGGCUGAUUCCAUCGACGCAGGAUCCGUCCACUAUUGCGCAGGGGAUGGACGAUGAGCUGUUGUUUAUUCACCCGGAGCAGGAUCAUUCGUUCAUUCGGCCGCAAGAAGAGCACUCAUUUAUUCGACUACAGCAUGAGCGGCGAUCAACCUCACAGCAACAUGGGACCGACCCCAGCCGCGACAAGUGGCCGUGCCAGCGACGCCGUGUUCCUCCGCUGCGUGAGCGGGAGCCCAAUGCACGAGGUGGUCAUGAAGGACAGAGACGGUCAAGACAGAACAACGUCGGGCAGAGGGAUGAUGAACGUGGUCAGCAGCGAAUGUAUCUGUACAAGUACAUUACAGGCGUCCGCUACUCACCAGCAGGUGAACUACAGGCGCAUGUCCAAUGGGAACCUACCUUUGAGCCACUUACCUCAUUACCGCUUGAGCUGGCCAAGAGCUACCUACCUAUACUGCGAGUACGGCAAGCGCUUCCAGACGGCGACGAACCUUACUACCGUAUCAGAGGAAUUCUCGGUAUUGACUUCACCAACUCCAACGAACUUCGCGUGCUUGUUGAUUGGGAGGGCACGUGGGAGCCACUAUCGAAUCUGAAGCCGGAGCACGCCCAACAGCUGGAACACGAAAUGCGUCGAUUUCGUCACCAUAUCCGCGAGGAGAUAAAGUAUCCAUUGUUCCGUCGCAUCGUAAACGAUAACUAA